AUGGCUACCAUGCCGCCUGAGCAUCCACUGUCUCAAUGGGAAUCAAGGUUCCAUGCAGCUUUUGACACUAUAUGCACAGCUUUCUGGACCCGGAUCGAGUCCCGCCAGACGAGACGAUUACUUACCCAGCCUGUGACGGAGGGUGUCCCCAGCGACAUCCCAGCACACUGCUCUCCUUCUGGGCAGAGAGCCAAAAAAGACAUCAUGUCCAUCAGCCAUCUACGACCCUGUGGGACUGCUUGCAUAGUGGGGGUCUCACAGGACAUCAGCCCCUCUGAAGAUGGGGGACUAAGUGGUCAAAAGGCACCUGCUCAUGUGCUGGCCUGGGCUUGGGGAGCGGAGAAGCUGGAAUAUGGCUGUACCACCUAUGGAGAUCUGAGCGACCUCCAGGACAGAGAAUUGCACUCUGAAGAGAUAGAAGAGCUCAGAGAAGCAUUUAAAGCAUUUGAAAAAGAUAAGGAUGGCUACAUAAGUUGUAAAGACUUGGGAGACUGUAUGAGGACCAUGGGGGACAAGCCAACUGAGAUGGAGCUUAUUGAGUUGUCACAGCAAAUUAACAUGAACCCUGGGGGCCACGUAGAUUUUGAUGAUUUUGUGGAGUUGAUGGGACCCAAGCUUCCUGCUGAGACAGCAGAUAUGAUUGGAGUAAAGGAGCUUCGAGAUGCUUUCAAAGAGUUUGAUACUAAUGGUGAUGGAGAGAUCAGUACAAGUGAACUCCGUGAAGCAAGGAAAAAGUUCCUCGGACAACAAGUUGGCCACGGGGACAUUGAAGAUAUUAUACGUAAUGUUGAUUUCAAUGGUGAUGACCAGGUGGACUUUGAAGAAGGACCCUACAAAAUGAUGAAAAAGAGCAGACCUCUGUAUGCAUGA
Molecule: messenger RNA, 870 nt
Organism: Pelobates cultripes (western spadefoot toad)
Lineage: Eukaryota; Metazoa; Chordata; Amphibia; Anura; Pelobatidae
Source: the annotation of a GenBank genome assembly